This is a messenger RNA of Rana temporaria (common frog), 1801 nucleotides long. RefSeq names its product basigin (Ok blood group) (gene BSG). The coding region runs from base 86 to 1246 and encodes 386 amino acids. Lineage: Eukaryota; Metazoa; Chordata; Amphibia; Anura; Ranidae. The record is from RefSeq and is a predicted model, not a curated record. Gene Ontology annotation, biological process: cell-cell adhesion. Gene Ontology annotation, cellular component: cell-cell junction. Gene Ontology annotation, molecular function: cell adhesion molecule binding. The transcript has 9 exons.
CUCCUUUUCAGUUGGCUAUCGGUGUGUGAGGAGAGCAGAGGAGAGAGAGCCGUGACUUUGUGUGACCCGGUGUAGAGGCCGCACGAUGUACAGCUUCGCACUGAUCACGGUGCCCGCCGUGUUACUCUUAUUGGGCGGGAGAGGAGCGGACAGCUCAGCUGGGUUCAUAAAAUCUCCACUCUCGGAGGUCAGACUGACAGGUGAAUCAGUGGAGCUACACUGCGAGGCCAUCGGGCGCCCCAUACCAGAGAUUCAGUGGUGGUUUGAGGCAGACUAUAACAACGAGAGUUUCUCUCAGCUGUGGGAUGGAGCUCGUGAAGAUAGAGUACAGAUGAACACAACCUAUGUCUUCCAUGCUACAAGCACACUCUAUCUUUUUGACCUGAGCCAAGACGACUCGGGAACCUAUGAGUGUCGUGCCAGCAAUGAUCCAGAUCGUAACCAUUUGACCAAGAUUCCUCGCUUCAAGUGGAUUCGUUCCCAAGCCAAUGUUGUUGUUAUAGACCAUCCACUUAUUGAAACCACCCAGCCAGAUGCAACUGGUGGGGAUUUGCUCAGUUGCAAUUUAACAGACUCUACUCUUGCCAUUUCUGGUCAUCAGUGGCUUAAAGGAGACAAAGUGAUACAUGAAGAUGAGUAUUCCUCCCAAAUUACAACCCACAAUAUUACUGCAGUGAAUGCAGAUACCUCUGGACAAUACACAUGCAAGUACCUGAGCUCUCCCGACGUGUAUGCAGUGAUUAACGUAACAGUUGCCCCUCAUGUUACGGCUUACAAGAAAACAGAACAUGGCAAUGAAGGGGACACUGGAGUUCUGACCUGCAAAAGUAACACCUUCCCACACGUAGAAGACUGGAUGUGGUCAGUGGUUGCAGAAGAUGGCAUUAAGUCCAUAGUGAACGGGAGUGAGGACCGUUAUUACAUAAAGUCCACUGGAAAUAAGACAGAGCUACGUAUUAACCAGCUGGAAAUUGAAAGAGAUGAACGUCAAUACAUUUGCAAUGGAUCAAAUAUACAUGGCACCACUGGGGCCACCAUCUCUCUGCAUGUGCGCAGUCGUCUUGCUGCCCUCUGGCCAUUUCUUGGCAUCGUAGCUGAAGUUCUGAUCCUAGUAACAAUCAUCUUUAUCUAUGAAAAGAGGAGAAAGCCAGAUGAUGUGCCUGAAGAUGAAGAUGGUGGAUCUGCACCUCUGAAAAGCAAUGCUGGUGCAAAUAAUGACACUGUGCGACAGAGGAACUCUAGCUAAGAUGCAGGUGAAGACUACUACUCCUAGAACAAGCUCCGGAGUUUUGCACUCAAGAGUUCAUUGGAUUCCCUGUCCCAUGACCUUUCAAAUAUAAUUGACAAUUCCUCUUGUGUUAUGUAUCUUGUGUAAUGCCUGGAAGACAUUGGCUUCUAGCCAUUAGCUAUACUGCUGGACUUUAUGUACAUGUGGUUCUAGUUCUGCUGACAGGGGCUACUUCUAGAUACUGGUGUGAAUAGUUGCUAAAGGCUUCUGGUGCACAAAAAUUUAAAUGGGUUCAGCUGUGUCAAUGCCACACUUUUCCCCCUCUGUGACCUAUAUGAUUUACUAAUUCUAAAUAUUUUGUAUGUGUUACAAACUAUUACAGACAGCAUGCGAUGUGCAUGCAACACUUGUAUACUUUUUUUUUUUUUCCUGUUUGAGUUUGCAGAGUAGGAAACAUUUGAUUUAUUUUAAUUUUUUUUCUCACACAAUCUGACUAAUUUUGUUAUAAGAAGUUGACACUGGAUUGUAAAUUUGUGUCUGCAAAGAAACACCAAUAAAAAUGUCCCUCUUUUA